Molecule: messenger RNA, 2989 nt
Organism: Anastrepha ludens (Mexican fruit fly)
Lineage: Eukaryota; Metazoa; Arthropoda; Insecta; Diptera; Tephritidae
Gene: l(3)neo38
Product: zinc finger protein 205
Exons: 5
Coding region: 275-1717 (480 amino acids)
Biological process (GO): regulation of transcription by RNA polymerase II
Cellular component (GO): nucleus
Molecular function (GO): RNA polymerase II cis-regulatory region sequence-specific DNA binding; DNA-binding transcription factor activity, RNA polymerase II-specific
Source: RefSeq, a predicted model, not a curated record
AAGAAUCUUCUAAAAACUUAGUGUAACAUGAAAAGUUGUGCAAUUAAGCCACAACAACAAAACAAGUGCUUAAGUGUGCUGAAAAUAAAUUGCUAAGCGUGUGAAAGUAGUAAAAACGGAUAAGCAAUAGGAGAAGCGGUCAUCAUAACGCAUCCUGCCAAGCUUUAUAUUGUGAUUUUCAUUUUUUUAAAACUUUAAAUCGUAGCUGAUCAGUGCAAAUACCGUUAGCUGGUGACUUUUUCCAUCUAUACCUCAAACUCAACGCUAAGGUGUCAUGAUGAAUUUCUCCGCGUUUGGUGGUCCCUUUUCCGGCAUACAUCAGUUUGCGGCUAAAUUUGGCCACGACACACAAGGUCCGCCGGGCGCCUUCGCCACGCCCACCGGCAUCAAUGGCAAUGCGACGGCUGCAACGGUCGGCGAUAAUCAUGUGCAACGCUAUCAGACGAAUGGCAAUCAUUUCAAUCAAAAUAUACCAAAUGUUUCGGCUGCCAAUAAUACAAUGCAAUACGGACAAAAUAUAUCCAUACCAUAUUCACAGCCGCAAACCGAUUUGAAUUUUCUCAACUCAGUGGAUCAUAAAGGAAAGAUACAUCCGAAAAUAGAGCGCGACCGUGAAGAAGUUUUGAAUCAACAGAUAUUACAGAAUGUCAAUCAAUCAUGGCAAACAUUGGCCAAUACUGCCAACACCGUCGAUUACUCAUCGCAUUUGCUAUCUGCAACACUGCCAAUCUCAAUACAACACUUCCUCAAAUAUUCCGAAACAAUAAAGAAGGAAUCCUCAGGUAUUGUCGGCUCACAAAUCAACUCAGGGAAUUUGAAUUUGAGCAAUUUGGAUACGUCACCAUCGGGUUUUAAGGGUGACGUCCUCAAGAAUGGCACCAAUUUGAGUCUUGCACUUGGCGGCGUCGCACUCGCCCCACCGUCCAAUCAACAAGCAAAUGGCGCCACACAUCAUAAUGGUGGUAUUGUUGGCAUGGAACAUGGCGGUCAUAUGACCAAUAUGACAGAUGCUACCAACAACGGUGCAUCACUACAUCCGGGUGUGAAUGGCAAUCCACCAAACACAAAUGUUAAUGUACAAGCCAAUAACGGUCAACCCGCCACCGCCAAUGGUACAGUCACAAAUGGUAAUGUUGUAACAAGCACUGCACCGGCUGGCACCACGACUACCUCAACCGGUGGUACCACUACGACCACUGGGAAAAAGACCAGAAAGAAGAAGCCACCAAAGGAGAAGAAACCACGCCCAAAACCGGGUGAGAUUCGUGAAAUCAAGGCGUUGGACGGUUCCACGUUAUAUUGUUGCCCCGAAUGUCAGAUGGCCUAUCCGGAUCGCAGUCUAAUCGAACAACAUGUAAUCUCACAUGCGGUGGAACGACGAUUCGUUUGCGACAUCUGUAAUGCGGCUUUGAAGCGUAAGGAUCAUUUGACCCGUCAUAAGCUGUCCCACAUACCGGAUCGACCACAUGUGUGCAAUAUUUGCAUGAAAUCAUUCAAGCGCAAAGAGCAAUUAACUUUGCACAUUGUCAUACAUUCCGGAGAGAAGAAGCAUGUGUGCGUCGAGUGCGGCAAAGGUUUCUACCGCAAGGAUCAUCUGCGCAAGCAUACACGCUCGCACAUUGCACGUCGCGUCAAGUCUGAAGUCUCGGCGCAGAAUGUCAACGCCGGCAGUGGUAGCGGCAACAAUGUGCAAAAUAAUACGAUACAAGGUUCCUGAGGUUCGUACAAGGACUUUUGGUAAAUAUGCAAAGAAACUUCACACUGUAAACUGCGCCAUUUUGAAGUUAACAACAUGCAUACGCGCGCUUGUCAAAGGCGUGUGGGAUGUUAGUUGUUGUCUUCAAUAUGUGCGCAGUUGGAAGUUUCUCUGAAUAUUUACUGACUGUCCUGCUAAGCCUUAAACGAUGAAAGAAGAUGAUAAAGAAAAUCCAUAGAAAGAAUGAAAAGAAACUGAUUUUUUUUCCAAUUUUUCAACAAGAAAUACAUUUUUUUUGUUGAUGUAUUAAAGUAAUUUUGUUCAAAGGAUUUGCACUACGUAAGAUGAAAGUGAAAGUAGUUCUGCAUAGGAGUGUGAAUGAUGAUAAAGCAAAUCGCACAAAGCUAAAAGAAAAUAUGGCGUUCCAUUUGUAUAAUAGUUGAGCGCUAAUAACAACUACAACAACUAGUUAUAACUGAAACCGUUUAAUAGCAAUUUUGAUGUACAAAAUAUUUAUUUAAAAUAUGUAUGAUGUUAGGAAAAAGAAAAACACAAAGAAAAACGACGAAGAUGAAAUAAAAAUAAAAUAUUUAUAUACGCUGAUGAAAUGAUAGAAAAUACUUAAUAAUGACAUAAACACACGAAUAGCAACUCAUUGAAAAGGAACGCGCAAACAAUUAUCAUUGAUGCAUACGAGUGCAUACAUACAUGCAUACACAUAUGCACACAUAUGUACAUACAAUUGUAGGUGGGGAUGCGUUAGUUAAGUACGCAAAACUCGAAGCGCAUUUAGACUUAGACUCAAAAAUAAAAUGGAUACGAAUAUAAGCAUAAGUUGAAGGAGAAAAGAUAAAAUAGUUUAAUAAAUUUAGUGAACAAUUUUUAUUUGAAUUAUUUUAGAGGAUCUGUGAUCUUUUCUGAAUAUUAAAAACAAACGCAUUAAACAAGACGAAUGAUUAAUGAAGGAUAUACGAGCGAUUUCGCUGAAAAUAGGUGUAUAAGUUAAACAAAGAAAAGGAAAGUGGACACACUGACUAAUAGCGAACAUAAAAAGGAAAUAGCUAUGUAAGAGAACGCAGCCUGUAAUCGAAUGCAAGCAAAAACUGAAGCAAACACUUAACGUUUUUUAUGUGUUGCGAACUUGUAAAAAUUUUAAUGUGCAAUUCUUAAACGAUAAUUUAAUAUGAUAUUUUUUAUUGAUUUUUAUAAUUCCAAUUUUGUUGUGCUUUUCUGUUUUGUUUACGUUUUUCUUCGAUAUGAAACCAAAUAUUUACUAAAUAUUAAGUAAAAUGC